CUCAAUUCACGGGUAAAGGAGUUUCAGUUGUGCAGAAGAGAAGGGAGUUGGUUUUUUUUUUUUUCUUGAGGUGAGUUGUUGUUGGAUGGGAGGAUAUAGUUGCAGAAAAGAAGACGGCCAUGCGAAAGUCAUUUAAGGAUUCCCUAAAAUCACUUGAAGCGGAUAUUCAGCAUGCGAAUACUCUGGCUUCAGAUUAUCCAAGGGAAUAUGAUGGGGAAUGCCUUCAAAUGAGAUUAUCUUAUAGCCCGGCUGCUCACUUUUUCCUUUUUCUAGUUCAGUGGACUGAUUGUCACCUUGCCGGUGCCCUUGGAUUGCUUAGAAUACUUAUUUACAAGGCUUAUGCUGAUGGCAAAACCACUAUGUAUAUUCACGAAAGGAAAGUCAGCUUUAAAGAAUUUUAUGCUGUAAUAUUUCCCUCUUUAUUACAACUUCAAAGAGGAAUCACUGAUGUGGAUGAUCGGAAACAGAAAGAUCUCUGUUCCACCAGAUACAGGAAGAAGGAUGAGAUGGACAAAGGUAAAAUGUCUGACAUUGAUAUAGAGAGGGAGGUGGAGUGUGGGAUUUGCAUGGAGAUAAGCAAUAAAGUCGUCUUGCCCAAUUGCAGCCACGCUCUGUGCAUGAAGUGCUAUCGAGAUUGGCGAGCACGAUCAAACUCGUGCCCCUUCUGUCGGGAUAGCCUGAAAAGAGUGAACUCUUGUGACCUUUGGAUCUACACCGAGAGCCAUGAGGUUGCCGACCUUUCUGCAAUCUGCAAGGAAAACUUAAAGAGAUUGGUCAUGUACAUAGAUAAACUGCCUGUAGUUGUUCCGGAUCCUGUCUUUGCCACCUAUGAUUCUCACCUCAGGUGAGGGGCUUUGAUUGUAUAUACUAGAAACAAUUUGUACAUAUAGAAGCCCGGUUGUAUAUAAUUCUCUCUCCCCCACUUCCUUUCAAACUGUAAAUGCUGAUUGCUUUAACAGGCUUCAUGGUCUAAUUCCUCCUUUAUUGGGUCAUUCUAAAUAGUAACAUAGAAUGUGAGUUUCUUUCU
Messenger RNA from Telopea speciosissima, 1027 nucleotides. RefSeq names its product E3 ubiquitin-protein ligase AIRP2-like. Gene Ontology annotation, molecular function: ubiquitin protein ligase activity. The transcript has 5 exons. Lineage: Eukaryota; Viridiplantae; Streptophyta; Magnoliopsida; Proteales; Proteaceae. Bases 120 to 848 code for a protein of 242 amino acids. The record is from RefSeq and is a predicted model, not a curated record. Gene Ontology annotation, biological process: protein ubiquitination.